Molecule: messenger RNA, 1008 nt
Organism: Hyalella azteca
Lineage: Eukaryota; Metazoa; Arthropoda; Malacostraca; Amphipoda; Hyalellidae
Exons: 4
Coding region: 144-473 (109 amino acids)
Source: RefSeq, a predicted model, not a curated record
AGAGUUUGAUCUGUGUGUCCGUAGGCCAAAUUAAAAUAAACUAUUCGUCCUCUGGUGAAGAUAGGAAGACUCGUUUGGCGUUGAAGUUAAUUGGAAGAGUUCAAAACCAUAUUAGGAAUCGUCUCAUUGUGCAAGGAGAAAUAAUGGUUAACAAGACUUAUCCUGAAACUCGGAAUUACAUCCGACAAACUCCACACUACAACGGCAUUAGUUAUCACUACAUCGAGCAGAUAUGGAACACGAUUUACCCGGCCAUAGACGUGGCGUUAGAAGAUUUAGACGACAUUGAAGUUAUUUUUUCUACCCGAGAGAGCGAAGAUAUCUUCAGCAGUCGAGCUUCCUAUCAUAUAAAAAUGCUUCUGAAGGGCCAGCACUAUUAUUUGAAGAUAACAGAGCGUCUGAUAGAUGACCAGCCAGAGCUGCGUCACCAUCAGCGCAUCGACGCGGAUUUCGCGCUCCCCGCCAGCACCUAGACCCUCACCAUCAGUCACCAAUUUCGUAACAAAUGGUCCCGGAAAUUCCCUCUUGCCCACUCCUACACGAGAAAGUCCUACAGAUGUCGGCCCAUCGUUAAAUCUCUUCUCAUCGACCCCAUAAUUUCUUCUUGUCGAGCCUCUAAUUAUUUUAUUCUCAGUUGAUAGUCUCUGAACUACUGCACGAGUUCAUAUCAUUAGAAAAACUUGCUACGUGCUAUCGAAUUUCCUAAAAUUGUUGUAAGUCACAGGGUAUGAACAUUAUCGAAUGUGAUUAUCGUUACGAGUUGCACGUUUUAACAGAAUAGUGAUAGACGAUUAAUAAUCAAUCCUCCAUUGUUGCUGAGAACGUGCAGCCGUGUGUGUCAAAUAUUGGUUCCCAUUGGCAAGCACAAAGAAUUUUAGUAAAGCGUGUUGCUGCUCGUUGUGCUGUUUUUAGUUGAAUUUUCUACUAUCGAGAGUAUGUUCUUAACACAAAAAUAAAUUUGUUUAACAGAAUUGUAUUUGCCGUUGAAGUAUUAAAUAUUUUACAAAC